Messenger RNA from Athalia rosae (coleseed sawfly), 3311 nucleotides. RefSeq names its product importin-11 (gene Impbeta11). Gene Ontology annotation, biological process: protein import into nucleus. Gene Ontology annotation, molecular function: small GTPase binding. The coding region runs from base 202 to 3159 and encodes 985 amino acids. NCBI's taxonomy places the organism in Eukaryota, Metazoa, Arthropoda, Insecta, Hymenoptera, Athaliidae. The transcript has 18 exons. The record is from RefSeq and is a predicted model, not a curated record. Gene Ontology annotation, cellular component: cytosol; nuclear envelope.
AAAUGCCGACUACUCGCGGUGUGACAUUCCAAUAAUACAAAAAGAUUUAGAAGAAAUUUGCUUACAUAUUAAUUCAGACAAAAUAUCCAUGAUAAAUGGAACGAAUUGAACACAACACUGUCAGUUACAUCUAAUUAAGGAAAUUUAGGAAUUAGGAUCUCGUGCAACAUCUGAUGGGUUUUAUUUUGCUAGAGCAAAGAUAUGGAUCUAGCAGUUGUGGAUAUUCUACAUAAGGCUGGAAGUCAAGAUCCAAAUGUACUCAAACCAGCUGAACAGACCUUAAAAGAAUGGGAAACGCAUCGUGGAUUUUAUACAGCAUUGUUUAAUGUGUUUUCAAAUCAUUCCUUGGAUAUCAAUGUGAGAUGGAUUGCUAUAUUGUAUUUCAAGAAUGGGGUUGAUAGGUAUUGGAGAAAAAAUGCUCCUAAUGAAAUAACUGCAGAUGAGAAAGAAUUUCUUCGACAACAUUUAAUUGCUGACUUUGGUGAACCUGUGAAUCAGUUAGCUAUACAACUGGCUGUCUUGAUUGCAAAAAUAGCUAGGUAUGACUGUCCCAGAGAGUGGGGUAGUCUAGUACCAACUCUUUUAGAAAGAGUAAGGGGAGAGAAUCCCUUGACACAACACCGAGCAUUAUUAACAUUACAUCAUGUUGUUAAAAACUUGGCAUCUAAAAGAUUGGCUGCAGAUAGAAGGUUGUUCCAGGAGUUAACGACAAACGUGUUCAAUUUCAUCUUAAAUUUGUGGAACACUUAUACAGAGUCAUUUCUGGUAUUAGCAUCCACUUCGGCUGAACCAAAUCAAAUUCAAGAAGCAUUAGAAAAAGCCUUGCUAUUGCUCAGGAUACUCAGAAAAUUAAUUGUCAAUGGUUUCAACAAACCGUCGGAAUCUCAGGAUGCGAUGUUAUUCCUAAAAGUUGUGUUUGAUCGUGCGAGAAAUAGUCUGGAAUGUAGAAAAACUUUAAUAUCACGUGGAAUACAGCUUGAUGUGUGCGAUAAAUUCAUAAUCCAUCUUACCAAAGUUCUAUUAGGGGUAUUGGAAAUGCAUCCAUUCUGUUUUGUCGAACUCGUACCAACGUCCUUAGAAUUUUCGGUCUUCUAUUGUUUCACUGAAGCUGGUCAAGAACUGGCUUUUGAAAGGUUCAUAAUACAGUCCCUAAAUCUUAUGAAAGGAAUCUUACUAUGCAGUGAUUACAGACCUGCAAAAAUAAUAGAAGAAACAAAAAAUCCUCUCACUCUGAGGGCAUAUCAACUACGACAAGAAUUUUUUACGGCAGAAACAUUGACUGAAAUUUGCUCAAGAUUGGUCACGCACUAUUUUGUUCUAACUCCAGCUGAUUUGGAACAAUGGGAUGCUGACCCUGAGAAUUUUGUUGUAGACGAUGGUGGAGAGGCUUGGAAAUACAGUUUAAGGCCAUGCACGGAGUCGCUAUUUCUGGCUGUCUUUCAUCAAUUCCGAGAUGUGCUGGCUCCAGUACUAGUUUCGCUAAUGCAAAGUCACCACCAGCCUGUAGAUCCUAACAACCUGCAUGCUAUUCUGCUCAAAGACGCCGUCUACAAUGCCGUCGGUCUUGCAGCAUUCGAUUUAUAUGACGAGGUCAACUUUGACCAGUGGUUUUCUACAACAUUGAAACAAGAGUUGAAAGUUUCAAGUAAUAAUUACAGAAUAAUCAGAAGACGCGUAUGUUGGCUUAUUGGACAAUGGAGUGGUGUGAAGCUUAGUUCAGAGCUAAGACCAGAAUUAUAUAAAUUACUGGUAGAGUCGCUGAGUCCGGAAGAAGACCUGGGAGUAAGAUUAGCAGCAAGUGAUGCCUUAAAGCUGGCCAUUGAUGACUUUCAAUUCAGUACUGACGAGUUUUCACCUUUUCUAGAGCCAGCAUUUUCAUUGCUGUUUGCCUUGCUUAAGGAAGUCAAUGAAUGCGAUACAAAAAUGCACGUUCUAUAUGUCUUAUCAUUCAUGAUCGAGAGGGUUGGCUGUGGAAUAAGACCGCAUGUUGGUGCUUUGAGCGCUUAUCUACCCGCCCUUUGGCAGCAGUCUGAAGAGCACAACAUGCUUAGGUGUGCUAUUGUCUCUACUUUAGUGCAUCUUGAAAAGGCUCUUGGAUCUGAGAGUGUAAUCUUGGAACCUAUGGUUGUGGGUGUAGUAGCAAUGAGUUGCGAUGUAACACAGGACGGUCAUGUCUACUUGCUUGAAGAUGGACUAGAAUUGUGGCUCGCUCUCCUGGAAAAUGCUCCCUCUUCCACACCCCCCAUUAUGGACCUCUUCAGAAACAUGCCUGCCCUUUUAGAAACAUCGACGGAAAACCUGAGGCUAUGUCUGUAUAUAGUACAGGCCUAUGUAUUGCUGAGUCCUCAAGAAUUUUUAGGAGAACGAGGUGCUAUUGUUGUCGCCACUUUAGGUUCAAUCUUAGGGGACUUAAGAUCCGAAGGAAUAGUAAUGGCCAUGCGAUUGGUCGAAACGUGCUUAAGAGCAUUACCUCAUCAAGGAGCACAACUUAUCAAACCACUUUUAACCAAAAUAUUUGAGAGUGUUUACAAAGGCGAGGAAUAUCCGAUGGUCAUGUCCAUGUACUUAUCAAUCGUUGCUCGCGUUCUAUUGGGCUCUAGGGAUAUUUUUGUACAGGUAAUAGGAGAGCUGUCUAGAAAAGUGGGUGGCGGAGAAUCGAGUGAGGAAGCAGUGCUGGGUAGAAUGGUAUUGAUUUGGGUAAAUAGAAUGCCUUGUGUAUCACAACCAGAAAGGCGUAAGCUCCUGGCUCUCGGACUGUGUUCAUUGCUGGGUGCUGAUAGCCCACCUUGCGUCAUUCAACAUUUUCCUCUAAUGGUAUCGAAUAUCAUCGAAGCUUUGAAUGACAUCACCAAAAUUGAUGACAUGGGCUGUCCAAUUGACUCUCUAAUGAUCAGUGAUCAACCAAGUCCGUCGCAAUAUGAAGAUGUGGACUACGAGACCGAACACGAACAACGUAGGAGAAGAUUAGCUUUUGGAGAUCCAGUCCACAGUGUCUCUCUACAAGAUACGCUUCAAGCUCAACUAAUCUCGCUACGGAGACUAAUAGGAGAAAGUCAAUUCGACCAGAUGAUGCUUACUCUAAACGCUGAUACUGAUCAACAGUUGAAGGAGUAUAUAUCGCUAUCAAGUAGAGCGGGACUGAUUGUGGACGUUGAAUAAUUAAUCAAGCGGAUGCUACAUAAUAUGUAAAAAGCUUAAUGACGCACUAUUGUGGAACGGCACUAUUUUAUUGUAUGAUACUUUGUGUUUUGCUGUACUAAUAAUAAUGUUCAUAAUAAAAAAAAACCUCUGUCAUUAUAAAAGCCUCCAGU